Molecule: messenger RNA, 5185 nt
Organism: Helicoverpa armigera (cotton bollworm)
Lineage: Eukaryota; Metazoa; Arthropoda; Insecta; Lepidoptera; Noctuidae
Exons: 5
Coding region: 217-1230 (337 amino acids)
Source: RefSeq, a predicted model, not a curated record
UGACCAUUAGUCGCCAAUUGACUGACAUGACUCAUGCAUGACAGAAGUCAGUGCAUGAAGUCACACAGAGCUUGCGCUUGCUAGUUGUUACACCUGGUAAUUUGUGUGUAGCUGCACCCUGUGACAACCUUAAGCUCCACAAACACUGAUAAGGCCCAUAAAUAAAAUAAGAAGAAUUAGCUUGCUUCACAUAGCAAUCUAUCUUUUUAAGGAAAAAUGGCUCCUGUGAAAGCUUGGUCUACAAAGGAAGAGGUGCUAAAAGACAUUAGAAGAGCUUCGGGCAGAAUUGGGAAAAAUGAGGGAAUAGAUUCCUGUCUCGUUGUGGGCGAUGUCCCGCCGCCUGUUUUGCAGGAAGAUGCUGAUGAACAAAUUCAAAUGAUGUUUGGACAUGGAGUUCAGAGAAACGCGAUUCAAACAGAGCAGCAGGCGCCAGAUCUCAUCGGCUUACGGAAAAUUAUAAAGAUGGUUAAUAGCAAUAAUUCUAAUACAGAUACAAGUUAUUUAGGAGAAGAUGCUGGCGAUGCUUCUGAUUACUUUUAUGCUAUUACAAAACAAAGCAGUUUAAACCCAGAAGUGGAAGCAUUCAUACCAAAAGCUAAUAGUUCAUCAAACUGUCACAAGGAACCGGAAAAUAAAAAUAAUAUUGAAGAAUAUGCUACAAAUUUAAAGCUUAAAAUUAGCGACGCCGCGAAAUCGAAUUCGUAUGAUUUGAAAAGAGAAAAAAAUGUAGCCAUAGCAACGCUGUUGAAAUUGUAUGCUAACAACGACACACCGGUAAAACUAUGCACUCCGGAAUAUUUUGAAAAUAAGUUGGAAAAACCUAGUACUUCAAAUUCUUCGUGCUGUAAUAGCAGUACCCCAUUAAUGUUGCCACAAGACACAGAAAUGAAAAAGUCUAUAGAGAAGGUGAAUAACUGGUUAGAGCCCACUAAAAGAAAAACACAGGCGGUUUCUUUAGAACCAAUAUUCUUUAAGCGAAAAACUGUCCAAACAGUGAAGUCCCCCGCAAACAGCGAGGGUUCAAAGCCUUCCCAAAAUGCGCGGAAAUUUAUACCCUCCGAACAUGCCGCAGAGUUAGCAAAAAAAUAUGAACAAAAUAACAAAAAUCAUGAGACAGACACGGAAGCUGUCACUUGGGCAAAUCUCCAAGAAAAAUUAAGAGAAAAAGACUCGCUUAUAAAAAGCCGUUCAGAGGGAAAAAAUUUAGAGAGUAGUUCUUCCAUCCAGUAAAACCGUUUUUUUUACCCGUUUCAGCGAUUUACAAGAGUGGUAACAGAAUGACUAGAUUUCAAAUUGACCACGCAACUGGAAAAUGGGAGGUUUUCUUUUUGACAACUAACAAAUUAAACCUUAGACAGUGAUAGAUGGCGUUGUACCUACUACGCGACCGGGUCUUUGCUAAAAUGACAAGGUUAACACGUAGCUUAAAGAAAGUCAAAAUUCUGGACAAAUUGUUUUCAAAAUCUCGGGAUAUUCGGAGAAUAAUCUGACUGACUUCUUUUCUCCUUCUCUUCUAUUUUCAUUCCCUAUUUUAUAUAUUUUUUAAAAUUAUUGAUGACGAGUAUGUUUCGUUAUACGAUCUCAAAAUUAUAUGACUUUGAUUUGAUAAGAUGUGAGGCUCCGUCACUUCCAGUAACGAACUAAAAUCAGCGCCAUCUAGGCAUCAGCUAGGAAAAGAUGAAAAAGAAAAUCCCUCAUUCGAAAAAUGUCUUAAUUGCGUGCCAGAUUACCAUGAGCAAUAAGUGACGCAGGUAAAUCGACCCAUUGGAAUUUAAUUUCAUGAAAUCUGGUAGUUGUGAAAUUUUUCACAGCUCAAAACCAUCAGGAGGCAAAAAGACUUAGAACGUUCUCAUAAUUUCCAUCAAAGACAUUGUAAGUAAAAUACUUUAAAGUUAUCGGCACGGGUAUUGAGCCCUGACCUUCACCUGCGCAGAAGCGAUUUAUUGGUUUAUUGCCUUAUGUGUACAGUGCGCAAAGCGAUCCCCACUCUUCCGCCGAGAGCUCAAUAUCCGUGCCGAUAACUACAUCUAGAACGCUGGACGCUUAGUAUAUAGUUUAAAAUAUAAACAUUGUAAAACAAAUUGAGCUCUUAAGUAUAAAUAUAAUUAUCGAAAAAUCGUCAGGAGGCAUUAAAACUUAGAUCUUUUCAUAAAUUCCGUCAAAAAUAUUAACGUCCAUAAGUGUAAUGUCAACUCAAGCAUUACAAAAAUACUUUUGAAGCCAAAAGGGAGUUUGUUGAAGUUCUUUUUUGUAGCACCCUAUUUUUUAAAAUUUGCAUAUUUAUUAUAUUUACGUCUUUUCGAUAGUGCUAUUAUAUUAUUGUUGACUUAAUCUAGGAGCUCCACUUCUUGUAUAAAAUUUUAAAAACUUAUAUUAUAUUUGAUGGUAAUUAUGAAAAUGUUCUAAGUCUUUUUGCCUUCUGAAAAUUUUGAGCUGUGAAAAGUGUCACAAAACUACCAGAUUUCAUAGAAACUAAAUUCCAAUGGGUCGAUUCACCUACGCCACUUAUUUCUCAUGGUAAUCUGGGCCGCAGCCCAGGGGCGAGUUUCCCCCUAACUCGUUGUGACAUGGUCAAUUUCAGAUUUAGUCAAUCUGAUACCAACCCUGCUGGGGACACAAGGCGUGUUUCUACACGCCUGUUGUCAGUGUGAUUGUAACGAAUUUUGUUCAUAUCCUUUCUGACAUAACUCGAAACCCGUCAUAGUAGCAUCCUUCUUUUUUACUUUUUUUUAAAUGAGAAUGAUGACGUAUAUUGGGUGUGUCGUAUCUAAUCACAUUAUAUCCUAUCAUAUAUACUAUGAUAUUCUAUGGCGAAUUGUAAAAAAUAAUAACCUAAUCCAUUCAGUGGUUUAGCCACAGGAGUCAUUUUUCGUUUUCAUAAUUUACAACAUCAUGUGUAAAGUAGAGAUAAAGUUAAGAGUAUUGAAUGUUUUGACCAGUUGACAGCUGUCAGUUUCAAGGGAGAAUUUUGGUUGCUUGUAAUGACCGACUUUUAUAUGGUGUUCUAAUUCUAGCACAUUUUUAUUCCAUUUACUUUGUUUGAAAAAUUCAUUUUUAAAUUUUUACGUUUUUUCUUUGCACAAAGAAAAAACCAGUGUAUUAAUGUAUUUAAUUUAAUAUGAUUAGGUACGACACAUCCGAUAUAUACGGGAUAUUUUUUUAAACAGUGAUAAAAAAGUGUGGUUAAGAAUGUGUGUAACAGAACUUGCCUUGUCAAUGACUCUUUUUUUUGUACUAUAAUAUCAAAGUAUACGUAUCUUUAAAUCUUGUUUAACUAUAAGUAGAUAAAGGUGACGCACUAUACCCUAUUUACCGAGCCGUGAGCCAAAUGGUAAACAAAGAUCAACACUUUCAAGAUGGCGGGUAUAACCCGACAGAUGACAAAACGUUACAUUUUUAUGUAAAAUGUUCGCAGUAUCUGUGCUCUACAAUUUAGUAGCGUUCCAUAUUUGACAAUUAAGUCUUUUAGGUGCUUUUACAUGUAAAAUUAAGAAAAUAUUUUACGGUAUUUAUUAUAUUUGAUUUCAAAUAAUUCUAAAAGGAUUACACAGAUUUAACAGACAUCGUUCUAAAAUGUCAUUUCUAAUGUUGUCAGUGUAACACUUCCGUGGUUAUUAUAAAAUAUGCUUAUAAUGAACUCUUUUUAUGGUUUGUUUACCUUUUGGCUCAUGCCUCCGCGAAUAGGGUAUAGUAAAAAAAUAUUCCAGUAUAUGCUAUACUGGCGGGAUUUUCAAAAUAGAAUGUAAAAUGCUGAAGCAUUGCUCUAGAAGUUGGGUUUUUUGCCACGCAUUUUUAGAACGGUGUAUCAACAUGAAUAGUAUAAUUUAUUUUACUCUACAGAUUUUUAGAACCAUAAGAUUAUAUUAUUGAAAUGUGGAAGUGGAAAACUUUUAUGAAUUUUUAAUAAACCCUCUUUUGCAAAAAAAGGGCACCUUUGCGAAAUGUUGAUAUAAGAACUUAAUGUGUGUUUCAAAAGGUUUUGAUGACUGGAAAAUAUUACUUGCUGAAAAUAUGAAUUGCAUAAUCAGUUUUAAUAACUGAUUGAUAGACCUUUUUGCUACAUCAAAACAUUUUAGAAAAAUUGUCAGCUGUACUAAAUGGUUUAGUAUAAAUGUAAAUGUAUGUAAAUGGUGAAGUGAUUUUCUAAAAUCACACCGAAAACUCCUUAAAACGCUGAAGGACUUUCUACCGAGAACUAGUUCAGAACAAUGUUUAACCAGUUUAGUAGCGAUUCUCCAAAAUUCAGAAUAUACUCUUAUGCAUGCUUGGCUAACCGUUUUGAUGCUAGUAACAUACUCCAGUCAUUAAAACCUUUUGAAACAUAUACAAAAUCGUUUAAAAGAAAAAGAAUUCGCCUUUUUUGCAAAAGAGUUUAUAUAUAAAAAAAAUUAUUUUUAAUGUAGAUGUCGGUUUUAGUGUGAUAAAGACUGAACUAAAUUAAGAUUGUGUUCAUAUUUAUAAUGUCUUAAGACUGUGAAGGCAAAAAGGAUCAAGGGUAUUUUGAAACACAAUUUUGAUUGUAAUGUUCUUGUCGAUUUAGAUGAAUUUAAGCAGUUCCAUAUCUUAAGUAGUGUUUUGAGACGACCCCGUCGUUUAGAGGCUAUAAAGUUUUUUAAACUUUCGCGACUUGUAAGCAACAACCCUACAAAUUAAAGAAAAGGUGAAGAUUGUCACGUAUAAGGAAGUUCAGGAGUUGGCGCUAGAUAGGUGUCGGGCUGCCGGCGUCGCGCCAGCAGCGCCGACACUCGCGCGCCGGCGCCGCGCGGCCGAGGACGCGGGGACUUCCCCAAGUCCGUCGCCCCUACAGAUUACAACGACGUAGGAGGCUCUUUUCGCCACUUAUGUGUUAUAGGUACAAUUCUGUAUAGUUACCAACCCUGGCAUAAGGAAGCUAUAACAUUGUGCAAUAUUACAAGAGAUGUUGAGCAAUUAAAAUUGUUAUCUUCAAUAUUAAUUUUACUCAGUAAAUUUUGCAGAGUAAAGUAAGUAAUAUUGCGCAAUUUAAUUAACCGUCCAGGGAGCGUCGAGAAUUAUAUAAGUUCUAUUACCUAUAACGUACCUAUCCAUAAGUUAGAGUUAAGGUAGCACAUAUCCAAGAAAAUGUUUAGCUGUCUUUUGUAAUUUUGACGUUCAAUAAGUACCGAAUUUUCAGCCUACUUUGAAUAAAUGAAUGAUUUUUUUAAAA